CUGUCUGUCAGUAUCUAGACCUCACUCAUUCGCUACUCACGCCCUCGUGCCCGCUGCACUCAUCAUGAGAUUGAUGCAUCACUUGUCAUAGCACUGCAUCUAGUGCAAACGCCAAAAGCCAUCAUGAGCCAGGAGCAGGGGAUAACUCUCCUCCACCUGCCGCACGAUGCGGGCUACCGCCUCGUCGAGCUGCCACCCGAGCUUGAGUCGUUACUCGAAUCUGACGCCGCCCCGGUUCUCACUCUCGAAUCGUCAGAAUCCGCCGCGGUGCUCAAGACGGCCGACAAAUCAUAUGCGAUGCGGCAGAAGAACACUUCGAACGCUCUAUUUCUGAUUUCGCCGAGCACGCCGUCCUCCAACCCUCAGCCCGGCCUAUCCAUCAUCUCAACCAUACAGGAAACUGUCGAGCUCGACGCCGUUCCUGAGUCGACCGUCAACAGGGGCCCCUUGAAAGAUACGGGUAGCAAGGGCAAGUGGCAUGAGAGAUUUGGAAAAAAUCGCUAGCCUCAAGGACCUUUAUUACGAAUACAAUGCAUCCGAAAGUAACAGCUCCAAUGCAGCCACACAGGAUAAGUGGCAUCUAUAUGUGAUAUUGGGUUUCCUAACAUGCGUCGCGUUGUAUACUGUACUAUUAUUGGUCGUUGGCAGCGUCUGAGUUGACCCAUUUGAUCACUCGUCCUCAUUUUCGUCCUCGGACACGAUCUUCCGUCCCGCUUUUUGCCGACCUCUUGCAGGCUGUCUUCGAGCCGGCGUCUUUGUCUUGCUUUCUUGCUCUUCCUCUGAUGCC
Molecule: messenger RNA, 787 nt
Organism: Purpureocillium takamizusanense
Lineage: Eukaryota; Fungi; Ascomycota; Sordariomycetes; Hypocreales; Ophiocordycipitaceae
Exons: 2
Coding region: 124-504 (126 amino acids)
Biological process (GO): mitotic sister chromatid cohesion
Cellular component (GO): Ctf18 RFC-like complex
Source: RefSeq, a predicted model, not a curated record